CCUUUCUGUGAUGGCUCUCACUUCUUCCAGCGCACUGGCCUAUCCCCACUCAAGUUCAAGGCCCAGGAGACCCGCACAGUGGCCCUCUGUACCUGCAAGGCCACCCAGAAGCCCCCAUACUGUGAUGGCACCCACAACAGUGAGCAGGUGCAGAAGGCAGAGGUGGGCUCUGCGCUCUGAGGGGUGGCCGCUGCCCAGCCCCAGGG
Castor canadensis (American beaver) is the source of this 206-nucleotide messenger RNA. The record is from RefSeq and is a predicted model, not a curated record. Lineage: Eukaryota; Metazoa; Chordata; Mammalia; Rodentia; Castoridae.